AUGGUCCAGGCAGCUGAGGUUCCAGGGUGUUGGGUGCUUGGCGCCAAAUACGCGCUGACUGAUGGAGAGAAGGUUCCGGGGGACUCCCUGAACGAGCAGAACUCCAGCGACACUUUCUGGGCCGCUCUGCUGCUGUUUGAGUUUUCUGGGGGCAACCGGGGAGGGCAAAGUUUGGCUCUCCCGAUUGAUCAGCUUCUCGUUAGCACUGAUGCUGUGGCCAGGCAGACCCCCGGAGGAGGGCCUGCUCCUCUCAGAGCCAGUGUUGGGGGCCAUGAGGUGCCCCCUAGACCCGCAGGCCUUCCAUCGGGCUUUGCGGGAGAUGAGUUUGGUCCCCACCUGUCCUGGCUACUUUUUUCCUACUUGCUUAAGAAACAUGAUUCUAAGAAGGGGUCCCUAGGGGUCCCCAGACUGACCCCUGAGACCCUGACUGGCAUGGAGUUGCUGGUGUGGCCCAGACCCUUUACUUCCCAGGUGACCGAGCUCAACGAGCCGCUCUCCAACGAGGACCGCAAUCUCCUGUCCGUCGCCUACAAGAACGUGGUCGGGGCUAGGAGGUCUUCCUGGCGAGUCAUCAGCAGCAUCGAGCAGAAGACCAUGGCGGACGGGAACGAGAAGAAGCUGGAGAAGGUGAAGGCCUACCGGGAGAAAAUCGAGAAGGAGCUGGAGACCGUCUGCAAUGAUGUGCUGGCGCUGCUCGACAAGUUCCUCAUUAAGAACUGCAACGACUUCCAGUACGAGAGCAAAGUGUUCUACCUGAAGAUGAAGGGCGACUACUACCGCUACCUGGCCGAGGUGGCCGCCGGCGAGAAGAAGAGCAGCGUGGUGGAGUCCUCCGAGGCCGCCUACAAGGAGGCCUUCGAGAUCAGCAAGGAGCACAUGCAGCCCACCCACCCCAUCCGGCUGGGGCUGGCGCUCAACUUCUCCGUCUUCUACUACGAGAUCCAGAACGCUCCUGAGCAGGCCUGCCUCCUGGCCAAGCAAGCCUUCGACGACGCCAUCGCCGAGCUGGACACGCUGAACGAGGAUUCCUAUAAAGACUCCACUCUGAUCAUGCAGCUGCUGCGAGACAACCUCACUCUCUGGACGAGCGACCAACAGGACGAGGAAGCUGGCGGAGAAGGCAACAACUGAGAGAGCAGCCCUCGGAAUUCCCCGGCCCGCCGUCCCCCCGCCCCGUCCCCAAACCCGAGCCGUCCCCGUCAUCGUCCUCAUCGACACGUCCCCCGCCACGGUCCCUCGAUAUCUAGUGCUAAACAUACCUGUAUUGUCCGCACAGCGACUCCAAGCUGCCCUCCCACGUGCAGGAAGCGGCCUCAGACACCACGUCUCCAUGGGCAUUGCUGGAUGGAUGGAUGGAUGGAUGGAUGCUCCCUUCGUGAAUUUUGCAGGCAGGAGAGGAGGUGCCUGAAAGGGUGCAGCGAAAGGAAGGAAGGAAGAAGGAAAGAGAAGGGAGGGAGGAAGGGAGGGAGGGAGGAAAGAAAGAGAGAUUGGAAGAGAAUUAGUCCUCAGUGAUCUUUGCAAUUUUACCCAUUUCCGAUGAGCUAAUAGUGUUUUGUUGAGCAGUCUGUCAUCUGCAUGCAGAAUACGUUGUUGACCCCUCCCGCCACUGUCUCUCCGCGAACGGGAAACAGGGACAGGAAGCUGAGGCGCCCCGAUCCUCGCCAUCAGCUUACAGUGAACUGUCUCAAACGUGAGGUUUCAGUAAUGCCUUGUUUUUGCCUCUUUAAAUUAUGUGCACAAACCUUGUUUUCAAUGCAAUGCCUCUCAAAGUUUGGAUACUUGUAACUUUUUGUUUUUGGUUGCGAUUGUUCAAGAAUCAUGGAUUUAUUAUUAUUAUUAUUAUAUAUUUUUUUUGGUAACUCUUUGGCCGUUGUCCUUGUGUAUUCUGACAGCGAGUGCCAUGUGUCAGCCUAUGUCAAUCAAAGUGGAUGAUUGUGAAACACCAGACUUCUAAAAUAAGUGUUUUGGAAUUCAGUGGAUAAAUAAAUGCUGCUUUGGGGAUAUUAUCGCUA
This is a messenger RNA of Gracilinanus agilis (Agile Gracile Mouse Opossum), 2012 nucleotides long. It is a transcript of the gene YWHAH, whose product is annotated as tyrosine 3-monooxygenase/tryptophan 5-monooxygenase activation protein eta. The record is from RefSeq and is a predicted model, not a curated record. Gene Ontology annotation, biological process: signal transduction. The transcript has 5 exons. NCBI's taxonomy places the organism in Eukaryota, Metazoa, Chordata, Mammalia, Didelphimorphia, Didelphidae. Gene Ontology annotation, cellular component: cytoplasm. Bases 1 to 1131 code for a protein of 376 amino acids.